This is a messenger RNA of Cololabis saira (Pacific saury), 2022 nucleotides long. Its product is annotated as zinc finger protein 845-like. Gene Ontology annotation, biological process: regulation of transcription by RNA polymerase II. NCBI's taxonomy places the organism in Eukaryota, Metazoa, Chordata, Actinopteri, Beloniformes, Belonidae. The transcript is spliced from 4 exons. Gene Ontology annotation, molecular function: DNA-binding transcription factor activity, RNA polymerase II-specific; RNA polymerase II cis-regulatory region sequence-specific DNA binding. The coding region runs from base 1 to 1824 and encodes 607 amino acids. The record is from RefSeq and is a predicted model, not a curated record.
AUGGCGAUCUUCACCACUUCAUCAAACUUGAAGAGGCAUAAGAAAACUCACUAUGGUGAUAAACCAUACAGGUGUGAUCAGUGUGAGGCGGCUUUUGCCCGGCAAGGUCAUUUGACGACUCACCAACGUCUUCACACUGGAGACAAGCCUUACAGAUGCGAUCAGUGUGGAGCGGCUUUUGCCCAUCAAAGUAACCUAACGACUCACCAACGUAUUCACACUGGAGACAAGCCUUACAGAUGUGAUCAGUGUGGAGCGGCUUUUGCCCAGCAAGGUCAUUUGACGACUCACCAACGUCUUCACACUGGAGACAAGCCUUACAGAUGCGAUCAGUGUGGAGCGGCUUUUGCCCAGCAAGGUAAUUUGACGAGUCAUCAACGUUUUCACACUGGAGACAAGCCUUACAGAUGCGAUCAGUGUGGAGCGGCUUUUGCCCAUCAAAGUAACCUAACGUCUCACCAACGUAUUCACACUGGAAACAAGCCUUACAGAUGUGAUCAGUGUGUAGUGGCUUUUGCCCAGCAAGGUGCUCUAACGACUCACCAACGUAUUCACACUGGAGACAAGCCUUACAGGUGUGAUCAGUGUGGAGCAGCUUUUGCCCAUCAAAGUAACCUAACGACUCACCAACGUAUUCACACUGGAGACAAGCCUUACAGAUGUGAUCAGUGUGGAGCGGCUUUUACCCAGCAAGGUGCCCUAACGACUCACCAACGUAUUCACACUGAAGACAAGCCUUACAGAUGUGAUCAGUGUGGAGCGGCUUUUACCCAGCAAGGUGCUCUAACGACUCACCAACGUAUUCACACUGGAGACAAGCCUUACAGGUGUGAUCAGUGUGGAGCAGCUUUUGCCGAGAAAGGUGAUUUGACGACUCACCAACGUAUUCACUCUGGAGACAAGCCUUACAGGUGUGAUCAGUGUGGAGCGGCUUUUACCCACAAAGGUACUCUAACGAGUCACCGACGUAUUCACACUGGAGACAAGCCUUACAGCUGUGAUCAGUGUGGGGCGGCUUUUGCCCGGCAAAGUCAACUAACGAGACACCAACGUAUUCACUCUGGAGAGAAGCCUUACAGGUGUGAUCCGUGUGGAGUUGCUUUUGCCCAGCAAGGUGCUCUAACGAGACAUCUACGUAUUCACACUGGAGACAAGCCUUACAGGUGUGAUCAGUGUGGAAAGGCCUUUGCCCUGCAAGGUGUUCUAGCGACACAUCAACGUAUUCACACUGGAGAAAAGCCUUACAGAUGCGAUCAGUGUGGAGCGGCUUUUGCCCGGCAAGUUCAUUUGAAGACUCACCAACAUAUUCACACUGGGGAAAAGCCUUACAGGUGUGAUCAGUGUGGGGCAGCUUUUGCCCGGCAAGAUCAUUUGACGAGACAUCAAUGUAUUCACACUGGGGAAAAGCCUUACAGAUGCGAUCAGUGUGGAGCGGCUUUUGCCCAGCAAAGUGCGCUAACGAGACAUCAACGUAUUCACACUGGGGAAAAGCCUUACAGAUGCGAUCAGUGUGGAGCGGCUUUUGCCGACCAAGGUGCUCUAAUGAGACAUCGACGUAUUCACACUGGAGACAAGCCUUACAGAUGUGAUCAGUGUGGAGCGGCUUUUGUCGAGCAAGGUGCUCUAACGAGACAUCAACGUAUUCACACUGGAGACAAGCCUUACAGAUGUGAUCAGUGUGGAGCGGCUUUUGCCCAGCAAAGUACUCUAACGAGUCAUCAACGUGUUCACACUGGAGACAAGCCUUACAAAUGCGAUCAGUGUGGAGCGGCUUUUGCCCUGCAAGGUCAUUUGACGAGACAUAAACGGAUUCACACUGAAUAAAAAGUGUACAUUUGUGAUCAGUGCUAAAAUCAUUUAUUUUGAGAGUUCAGUUAAAAGGCACCAAUUUAGUUUAGUUAAUUUAGUUUGAAAGAAAUAAUUCUGGUGGUUCGAUUGUGGGAAGGAUUUUGAAUAUUUUUUUAAAAAAGCAGCAGAUUCUUACAGCUGUAAGAGCUGUUCAGUUAUAACCAGAUUUGGAAA